This is a messenger RNA of Phytomonas sp. EM1, 1476 nucleotides long. NCBI's taxonomy places the organism in Eukaryota, Euglenozoa, Kinetoplastea, Trypanosomatida, Trypanosomatidae. The record is from the annotation of a GenBank genome assembly.
AUGUCUACAUUGGUACCCCGUGACAAGCUUGACUUCAAGAAUGGGUCGCCCAAAUUUGAAUACGACGAAUGCUACGUUGGAUUUGAGAAUAAUGACUUUCUCUACAGGCUUGUGAAUACGAAAACACAGGAGUGGGCAUUUUACAACGACAGCACGGAAAACAUUGUAAAGGUGAAGAGUCGUUUUGGUGCUGGUAGCAAAGUUGUGGCUUUGGACCGCACGAUGCUUGUGAAGCUCCCGGCUGCCUCCGAGGCUGAGGGGUCGACGCCAGGGAAUGCAUCUAAGGCGUACGAAUGGGAGGCAUUUUUGGAGGUGGAACCAGGCUCCACCGAGCUGUUUGUGAAGGGCGAAAUCAACAGCUAUAUCAUGGAGUUUUACUCAGAGGCCGCGCCAGCCAAGAACAUCGAGUUUGAGUAUCGCGUGCCCAGUGUGCCCUACGACAAGGUCUACAAGUGCUUCAAAGACAAGGGCAAUGGUCUGUUGUUUCGCCUGGUGGAUGAGAAGCGGAAUACGUGGGCCUUUUACAACGAUACCCGUGAUUACAUCAUGAAGGUAUCGGUGGACUUUCCAAACAAGGAUGAGGCCACGCCGCUUAACGGCACCAAGGUUGCUCAGACCCCCUCUUCCAACGCCAAAGGCAUUGUGUAUGUUCUCGAAAUCGAGCCAGGUCAGACCGAGAUGUUUAUUUCGGGUGCACCCACCUCCUACAAGCUCAGCUUUGCCGCCGAUCCGAUCGCCAACCGAGGGGAGAGUGAUAUCAUAUUCAAAAACGGGAGCCCCGAUCCCGCCAUCGUCCCGCAUCAGUCGCAUGUCUUUCGGUGCUUUAAAGAUCAUGACAAUGGGCUUCUCUUCCGAAUUGUCGACGAUGUUAACAAGAUCUGGGCCUUUUACAACGACACCACGGAUUUCAUGAUGACGGUGAACUCCCGUAUUCCCUCCUGUGAGGAGAUUCAGGUGGCGCCCGGGGUGGAUGUCACGCAUGACGACGCGGAAGGAGUGGUGCUCUUGUCGGUUCAGGUGAACCCGCUCACCACGGUGCCCUUUUUCGUCGGGGAUCCGAAGGGUAUCGAGACGACCUUCUCCGCCACCCCCACUCGCGAUGCGGAGGCGAUUGAGAACCCGCAAUACGAGAACGGCUCGCCGGACCUGAGCGUCAUCCAGCCGGAUGUGGUGCACAAGUGUUUUAAAGAGUACGGCAAUGGGCUGCUGUUCAGGCUGAAGGAUACCGUGAACCGUCGUUGGGGCUUUUAUAAUGAUACUACGGACAAUAUCAUGACGGUUAAGGUUGCGAUGACCGAAGUCGGAAAUGUGCAGCCGUUGGGAAAUACGAGAGUGGUGGAAGAUCCGGAGAUGGGAGAGAUAUACAUGCUUGAAGUGCACCCAUUAAGAACAGAGCUGUUUAUCGAAGGAGAUGUUUAUGGUUUCACGUCUCGCUUUACGGCGGUCAGAAUUCCCACACCUGCACGCGGUGGUUAG